Messenger RNA from Brassica napus (rape), 3015 nucleotides. RefSeq names its product polyubiquitin-like. The record is from RefSeq and is a predicted model, not a curated record. NCBI's taxonomy places the organism in Eukaryota, Viridiplantae, Streptophyta, Magnoliopsida, Brassicales, Brassicaceae. Gene Ontology annotation, cellular component: nucleus; cytoplasm. Gene Ontology annotation, molecular function: protein tag activity; ubiquitin protein ligase binding. Gene Ontology annotation, biological process: modification-dependent protein catabolic process; protein ubiquitination. The coding region runs from base 111 to 1481 and encodes 456 amino acids. The transcript is spliced from 2 exons.
CUAAGGCUAAAACACUAUAUAAGAAGACUACCCUUCAUUAUAAAUCAUCUCUUUUAAACUUAUAAACGUAAACCCUAACAGUUGUGCAAGACUUUCAUAAUUCUUAAAAGAUGAUGAUGCAAAUCUUUGUUAGGUUUGUUACAGGCAAGAGCAUAACCCUUUUGGUCCGAAGGUCAGACACCAUUGACAACGUCAAGGCAAUGAUAGAAGAUAAGGAAGGAGUCCCUAGCGACCAGCAGAGACUUAUCUUUGUCGGAAAUCAGAUGGAGGAUCACCGUACCGUGGCUGAUUACAAUAUCCAAAAAGACUCAACUCUCCACUUGGUUCUCAGGUUGAGCGGAACUAUCCGAAUCUUCGUAAAGACUCGUACAGGAAAGACCAUAACUCUUUACGUCCAAAGCUCAGACACCAUUGGCAACGUCAAGGCAAGGAUACAAUAUAAAUUUUGUAUCCCUAGCGACAAGCAGACGCUUACGUUUUCCGGAAAUCAGAUAGAGGAUCACCGUACCUUGGCUGAUUACAAUAUCCAAAAAGACUCAAUUAUCUACUUGGCUCUUGGGUCGGCAAGAUUUAUGCGCAUCUACGUAAAGACUCUUAUAGGCAUAACCAUAACUCUUAACGUCCGAAGCUCGGACACCAUUGGCAACGUCAAAUCAAGGAUACAAUUUAAGGAAGGAAUCCCUAGCGACAAGCAGAGGCUUAUCUUUGUUGGAAAUCAGAUGGAGGAUCACCGUACCGUGGCUGAUUACAAUAUCCAAAAAGAUUCAACUAUACACUUGGUUUUGGGAGUAUUUAUGAAAAUCUUUGUUAAGUUCCUUGCAGGCAAGACCAUAGCCCUUGUGGUUCAAAGCUCAUGCACCAUUGACAGCGUCAAGACAAUGAUACAACGUAAGGAAGGAUUUCCUACCGACCAGCAGUGUCUUCUCUUUUCCGGAUAUCAGAUCGAAGAUGACAGCACCUUGGCUGAUUACAAUAUCCAACAAGACUCAACUCUCCACUGUGUUCUCAAGUUGGGUGGAAGUAUGCGUAUCUUCAUAAAGACUCUUAGGGACAAGAUCAUAGCCCUUGGUGAGGUCAAAAGCUUAGACACUAUUGAAAACGUCAAAGCCAGGAUCCAAUAUAAAGAGGGAAUCCCUAAGCACAGGCAGAUGUUGAGCUUUGCCGGUCAACAGCUGGAGGAUGGCCGUUGCUUGGCGGAUUACAACAUCUGGAAGGAGUCAAUCCUUCAUCUCCGUUAUUUAGGUGAUGGAAUGCAAAUAUUUGUGAAAACGCUCUCUGGUAAAACCAUUACCUUAGUAGUUGACAGCUCAGACAUUGUUGAGAAUGUGAAGGCAAAGAUUCAAGACAAGGAAGGGCUCCCACCAAACCGACAGAGAAUCACGUUUGCUGGUAAAAACCUCGAGGAUGGUCGCACGCUUGCAUAUUAUAACAUCCAAAAGGAGUCAACACUUGAACUUUUUUUUAAAUUUCACACAAAAUAGACUUUAUCUAUUCGUUUUUCCUUUUUGUUUUUCUUUUCUUGUUUUUGGGUUUUAUAUUAAACUUUUUUCUUAUGGACAUGAAACUUGAUCGGAUAUUUGAACUCUGAUAUGUCUUUCACUGAUCUGAUGAUCACCAAUUCAAGAGUGAUUUAAAACACAAAGUAGAAAGACCUAGAUACCCCUUGGUGGGGGAAUCAUCCUCGGGAUAUGAGGAGCCUACAAGUCGAGCGACAAGGGCCAUUGAAUCGCCAAGCACGGCAGAGAUGAUGAACUGCACGACCAUUCCUGGACCUUGCCUUUGCUGUUACUACGGUGGUAGUUCAAAUGUGUUCUUCAAAGACAGACUCUUGCCUUCUUAUGCCUUUACCGUUUCGUUCGCCAAUUCUCCACCAAUAUCUCCCUCAUGAACACUACCUGGAGAUUAUACUUUUUGCAAGAUGACAUGUAUUUAUUUAUUUAUAUUCAAAACCAAAGUUUAAUGAUUAAUUGGGCCAUAAGCCAUGUUCUUAAUCAAGGACCUUGGCUCUUCAGUCUAUUUUUCUACACUAUUAUAUACUUAUCAGUCACAAUAAUUACAAUUUAUAGGAACCAUAUUCUCCAAAUCAAUGUUUAGAAUUAGGAAAUAUGUUCAUGUGUAACACUAUUGUAGUUUUCUGACAAAUAAUAAGUUGUUACUUAGUGCACGUUAUGACAUUGCUUUAAAUUCUUGAUUGAUUGCCAUCGCUUUGAUAUUUCUUUUGAUCUAAAACAUAUAUCCGGUACAAAGACGAAAUCCAUGUUCAAGAAUAAAACUACCAACUUAAUCCACUGAAAACGCUCUAGCGAUUGUUGAUUUAGAAUAUAUGCUAGUGUUGACUAAAAACACCAGUGAAAACGCUCGCAAAAAAUAGACUCAUUCAGAUAUUAGAAAAAGCUGGAUCGGAUCGCGUACGAGUCAGUUCUCUAGCUCCGGGUGGAUUUGAUUCUGAUGUUUAUGAACAGGAAAGUAAAUGGUUAUCGGUUGAUUCCUAUGGAUCAGUUUGGAUAUUUUAAACCAAAGUAACCAAAUUACUCUUUUCUUACGUGUUAGUACGUAUAAAAUACCAUUUCUAAAAGUGUUUACACAUGCAAAAAUUUUCAAUAAUUUUUGUUUCGCUUUUCACAGUAAGAUGCAAAUAUGAAAAACUAUUGAAAUAUAAAAAUUACGUUGGACUGAAAAAACAACUUCCGAACAAAAACAAUACUCCAAAUAAAUAAAAACAACAACGAAAAAAGCAACAACACAAAAUUGUAAACAACUUAUAAUAAUAGACAAUCGCAAUAAGAACAUAUCAUUUUCGAAUCACGACACCAGGCGACAUUGUUUUGCCCAUUCGAAGUGAGAACGAUAAGAAGACCCACCUUGAGCCCUAGCUCGCUCGGAGCUAGCCCUCACCUCCUCAGCUUUAGCCCUUACCUUCUGUCCUUCUUCAUCCUCUUCCACCAUAAUCUUUCUCACAAAAGUCGCUACUUCUUCCCGGCCAAUCACUCUCUUUGAUGUAACUCCGACGUACGA